CUCAUGCCCGUAUCAACACUGAGACCUGUCGUAUAUUCACAAACACACACUCCCUCUCAACUUAAUGACAUAGGAUCUAAGCGGGUGCGCGGAUCACGUCUCCGGGGUCGCGCAGCAGCGUCGUCGCACAGGCAGGUGAUGGAAUAGAUGAUGUCAGAAGUUCAGGGUACUGUGGAGUUCUCGGUGGAGUUACACAAGUUUCACAAUGUGGAUCUCUUCCAGAGAGGCUUCUAUCAGGUGAGAGCGAGUUUGUGGGUGUCACCUCGAGUCCCUCACAGAGUCAUAGCCACAACACCUGGAUAUACAGGCGAGUGCAGUUUCAUCACCGCCGGGGUUCACGAUGGAGCGGUCUUUAGUCGGAUAUUUCAAAUCCUCUACAGGAAUGAAGAGGUGACCCUGGAAGACCGCAUGAACUUUAGAGUUCAUCUGCUGCUGGAUGGAGAGAAGGUAGAGGAGGCCAUGAGCGAGGUGGACGUCCAGCUCAAAUUAGAUCUGCACUUCACAGACAAUGAACAGCAGUUGGCAGAUAUCUCCUCUGUUCCUCUGAUUAGCAGCAGGACGUUGGGUCUUCACUUUCAUCCACACCACGGCCUUCACCAUCAUCUGCCCGUCAUGUUCGAUUACUUCCACCUGUCUGUGAUCUCCGUCUCCAUUCACGCCGCCCUGGUGGCGCUGCACCAGCCGUUGAUCAGUUUUGCACGGAGCGGUAAGGGGGCGUGGCUAGGUAAAGGCUCUCCGGAGACAGAGGCCCCGCCUUCUAUGAUGUCAGUGGAGAAUCUGAUGUUUGGGGCAGGAUAUUGCAAACCUGUUCCAACAGAGGGCAGUUUUUAUGUCCCAUCGGAGAACUGUCUUCAGAGAGCUUACACGUGGCACAGACACAUCUGUAAACUGUUGCUGGCCGCUCACAGAGGUCUGCGCUCGUAUUACACGGCACUAAUGAAGGAGAUUCCUCAACUCCAACGCAUAGAAACGGAGGACCUUCACGUUGAAGAAACUUUAAACCAGCUCACAGCUAAACUGCAGUUACAGGGUGGUCAUGAGAAAGUAGCAGAAGAGAUCAGUAAAGAUCUGAACCAGCUCUGUGCUCAGCUGUCUGCUGUUUGGACUCGGUUUUUGGAAGCUACGGUUCCUAAUCCACAUAUCCGCUCCUAUCUGGCCCAGGAACACCACACGCUCAGGGUCCGGAGGUUUUCUGAAGGUUACUUUUUCACUGAACAUCUGAAAGAGACUUCACUCACAUUUCAGGAGGAAUUGAUCAACAGGCAUGCGCAGGUGGCCGCAGACAUGCGUAACUCGGAUUAUCUGCUCCGAAUGCCUCCCUUGCCCGUGGAAUGUCUGGACAUUGAUGGAGACUGGAGCAGCUUGCCGAUCAUCUUCGAGGACCGAUACGUGGACACGCCCUGUUUAGACUAUACUACUCAUGUGCAGAAUCAGGUAUUUCAGACAUCACCUGAGAUGAACAGGAUAGAAAACCAGACCACGUGUGUGGUCGAGGGGACAAAAGACAAUUAUACACCAGCAAAACCCCUUAGUGGAGAUUACAUGGACCGUAAGGAGACCGGAGCUGAAGAAGAGGCUGUGAUUGGCUGUGAUAUUGACAGAAACAAACAUGUCAUGACUCGGUCUGGUUCAAGAAUUGAGGCUAUCGAUGAAGUCACGUGCUAUUAUGAAAAUGAGGAAAUAGACUCGAUGUCUGUGGAUGGCAUUGAUGCAAUAGUUAUCGAAGAAAAAACUGAAACAAACUAUGAAAAUGCAUUCGCUAAAUCUGACUUGAAACAAACUAUUGUACACAGUAAUGCCGACGUGCAAAUCAUACCAACGGAUGCUGACCUCACCAGCCCUGACAGCUUUGAGUUCCUGCCCGCUCAUAACCAACUAGAAACACCAAGCAAUACUGGGAACGACGACCUACAAUCAGUAUUAAAUGACAGAUAUAUCGAAGCGCCCGCAAAGGAUUCUGGGAUUAUAUACACAGCACCAGCGAAUCUAGCCACUCCCCCUUCUCGAAACACUUUACAACAGAUCCGCCGCCUGUCCGAGACUCCGCCCAGGGGCGUGUUCACGAGCGGGUCUAAGCUGAUGAACCGUUCCUCCUCUGUGAUCUCAGAUUCUGGCAUCGAAAGCGAGCCAAGCUCCGUGGCCUGGACUCUGGAGGGUCGAGGUGGGGUCACAGUGGGCCGGGAUGUCUUGGCACGGUGCCGGACGGCACACCAGAGCUCCUUGGAGGGCCUACAGACGGAAAGUCACGGCAGCAUACCGAGUGUCACGCAGGCGUCUCUGACCUCCAUAAGCUCCUUGCCGUAUGAGGAGGAUGAGGAAAGGCAGCUUAACACUUUGACAAAAUCUGCUUCGGCACCGCAGAUCAGCAGCCGCGAUGACACGGAGGGAACGCAGGAUCAAACAUCCGAUCAGGAAUCUGAUACAAAUUUCCUGCCAGCAACAUUCCUAUACCAGCAAUUUGUGACAGACGGCGGUGUUGAAAAGGUUUCGGAUGAAUGUCUUGUGCGUGAAAACCCAGAGCUUUGCACCUGUGAUGAUGAACACAAGGUGGUGCUAGAGUUGAAUACAUACGAAAAAGACAACGAUGAAAUCAGCGUUCAUCAGAUUCAAUUGAACAAUGCAAGUACAGAUAAUUUCUCGGAUUUAACGAUUGAUGGUGAGACAACCAAUGAGAAAGAAAGGCCCAGUGACCUCAUUGAACUUCCAGCCAAUGAGAGAGAGCAGCUGGCAGUAGAGGGACAAAGCAGAGUCGAUAAAACGUCCAGUUUAGGUCUGGCAUUUGUGAAUAAAAAGGUGGUGGAGGUCGUGAACCUGUCGGUUUCGUGCGCUCCCACGUGUCUGCCCUUCUCAUCGGUACUCCGCGAUUCGCCAUCGGUCGGUGGGUUGUCCUCACGCCAGGCCACCUCACCCAUUACCCAUCAACCCCUGGGAUCCUUUGGGAUUAUCUCCUCUUCCUCCUCCUCGGAUGCUGAAUUGGAAAUAAAUGAGAGGAUGCUUAACUUUUAUAAAGCAAAAGAAGCCCUGCUGAUGGAGCUGAUGUUCAGAGGAUGUCUCUAUAGUGAUCAACCCUUCCUCGCCUCUGACCAUCCAUACUUCCCACCAGAAGAGGACGACACAGAGUUUGAGGACGGGAUACAUCUUGUGGUGUGUGUCCAUGGACUCGAUGGUAACAGCGCAGACCUGAGGCUCGUCAAAACAUUUAUUGAGCUCGGCCUGCCGGGAUCCAGACUUGACUUUCUCAUGUCUGAACGCAACCAGACGGACACGUUUGCUGAUUUUGACACCAUGACUGACAGACUGAUGGAUGAGAUCAUUCAACACAUUCAGCUGUAUAACCUCACAAUCCACCGAAUCAGUUUUAUUGGACAUUCUCUGGGGAACGUCAUCAUUCGAUCUGUGCUGACCAAACCCAGAUUUCGCUGUUACCUGUGUAAACUUCACACCUUCCUCUCAUUGUCUGGACCUCAUCUGGGUACACUGUACAACAACAGCACGCUGGUCAGCACAGGUUUGUGGCUGAUGCAGAAGUUGAAGAAGUCCGGCUCUCUCCUGCAGCUCACGUUCAGAGAUCACAUCGACCCAAGGCAGACCUUCCUCUACACGCUCAGCAAGAAACCAGGUCUCCAGUACUUUAAGAACGUGGUGUUGGUGGCUUCCCCACAAGACCGAUAUGUUCCUUUCCACUCGGCCCGCAUUGAAAUGUGUCGGACCGCCCUUAAAGACAGAACCACAGGUCCAGUAUACCGAGAGAUGAUCGAUAACUUACUCCAGCCAUUGCUGAACGCUCCAAACUGUCGUCUGAUCAGACAAAACGUGUUUCACGCCUUACCCAACACGGCUAACACACUGAUCGGACGCGCGGCUCACAUCGCAGUGCUAGAUUCUGAACUUUUUCUGGAGAAGUUUCUUCUGGUCACGGGACUCAACUACUUUAAAUAACCAAUCAAGACAUAAUUUAGAGGUAACGUCAUGUCUUGAGUUCUAGCCAAUCAGAUUACACUUCACAGGCAGAAUAAGAGUUCAUUUCAGAGAUACGCUAUCCUCGGCUCUGGAAUUUUUCAAUAAGUUCAAUCUGUGAACGCAAGAAAUAGAAAUUAAAGAUUCAGAUCACGAAUCUGAACGUAUAUCUGUAAAAUCUGUACAGAAAUAAACAUCGAAUACAUAGUAAAGAGUGAUAAUGAACAGCAGGAGGCCUAUAGACGCAUAAAAUGAUGUAGUAACUCAAUGUUAAAUAUUAUAUCUGAAGGGUAAAUCGUCAGAUGAAUGUAAAUGUCAUUUGAAUGUAAGUGUGUAGCAGAUAUUGUAAGAAGAGCUUUGAGUCAUUAUCAGUAAUCCUACACUAUAUGCGGUGUAUUUGCUGUUGCAUUCAUUACUUGAAGAGGUAGAUAUCACUGGACUGUAAUACUUGAAAAGAAAAAAUCCAACUGUUCUCUAGACAUACAGUAUUGUGCAAAAGUCUUAGGCCACCAUGCAACCAUUCGAUUUGUGGUUUUUGCAAUGGUAUGGUGAUCAUAUUUAAUUAUUUCCCAGUCUCCUUAUUAGAAUACAACCAGAAAAUACUGGAUUUUUCAGAAACAAAAUACAAUUAUAAGCUAAAUUGUAAUUAUUGUGAUCUCCUCUUACCGUGCAUUCCCACCAGACGCAUUAGGAGUGACAAAAACACGUUAUUUGCGCGUAGUUGGACACUUGAACAUUUUGAGUUUUCUCGCUUCAUUAACGUGUGAAAGACGCGCAUGAAAUUAUAGUCAUUCGGGACAUUCACGCGGAUAUUCGCGUCAUGGGAGGGGCUUCUGCGACUCUGCUCGGUGACUACUAGAGCAAGCUCCUGAUUGGUUAAAGCAGCGUGUUUUUCCGCCAAAGUUCAGAUUUUUCAACUUGCGCAUUUCUUGCGACAACGCACAACUCACGUAAUUCCUGCGAACUAGACGCGAAUGAGGCGGAUUAGCGUCUACCGCGCCGUGCUUAACGCCUCAUUUGCGCGCGUGACCUCCAGAAGCACGUUAACGCGUCUUUCCAUUGACUCAACAUUAAAAUCACUCACACUUGACGCCUCAACGGCUGGUGUGAACGCAGCAUUACAUUUAAACAAAAGCAGGAACAUGCAGGCUCUCUUAAACCUAAAUUAAAUGACUUCAGUCUCCUCAAAAGAGUUCAAGAUGUGUUUAGUGCCAAAAGAGGUCAGACUAAAUAUUAACUUGUUUUACCUGAAGAAAACAUUUUGUUUGUUUGAAUGGGUGCAUGCUCAUUCAGCCUGCCACCAGGUGGGACCCACUCCAAGGCUGGAGUAUGGACACUUACAUCCUGUUUGUUGCGUAUUUAAGCCAUGCCUUUUCAAAAUCACAUUGCGAAGUAUUGUCAUUUUAAAGGCGUAGCAUUGUUCACUGUUUAUUGUCCAUGUCCCUUGUAAUAACUAUUGUGCCUGUUGUAUUGGAUUAGUGUUUUGGAUUACCCUUGUUGCCAAGUUGGACAGUCUUAUGCUGCAUUUACACCAACCGCGGUAAGGGCGUGAAGCGCGAGUGAUUUCAAUGUUCAGUCAAUGUGAAGACGCGUUAACGCGCGUCAGGAGGUCCCGCGGCGCGGAAGAGGCGUUCGGCGCAGAGCGGAAGAUGCGUUUCCGCCUCAUUCGCGCGUGAAGCUCGCGCAAAUUUAGCGUUGUGCGCGGUACGCGCGAAUGGUGCUUUUGUGCAUUUUCGGAUCACGCGAAUUUACGGCUGACGCCCGAGUUGAAAAAUUUGAACUUUGGCGGAAUUUCGCACCGCGUUAACCAAUCAGGAGCCUGCCUUUCCCCAUAGUAAGGUUACCCAAUACAAAACUGGUAACUCUCUUGAUAAAUGCACAAGUAAAAUCAGUCAUCUUGCAAACAGACACUGGCACAGCAAUUGCCCCUCCCACAAGAAGCGGAUUUUGCUUCGGACGCGCGUCAAAUGCUUGCUUUUUCCGCGCGUCUACUCCGCUCUACACGCGCGAAUGCAUCCAAAUUGUUCAAGCGGCAAACCACGCGCGGUAGACGCGAUUUUGACGCCCAAACCGCGUUUGGUGUAAACUCAGCAUUACUGGAUUGAUCUGCCUGCUCUUCGACUACGUUUCAUUGCCUGCUUAUUUGGAUUGUUUUUAAUAAAAACAUCAGGGCAAACAAUUUCAUAUUUCCUGUAUUGUGUGUUUGUAUUUAAAUAAAGAGACCUGAUAUUCAUUAAAACUUUGCUUAAACUACAAAGCUUGCAGUGACCUACAAUUUUUGCACAAUACUGUACAAGUUUGCCAUUACGAGAACCCCCCCCACAAAAAAAUGUUUUGACAAGUAUUUUUUUCUACAAAAUCUUUUUUUUUUUUUUUCUGUGUAUUUCCACAGCGUCAUGUUGCAAAGUGAGAAUGUUACUGUGAAACAAGCCAAAUCCAUAGUGUUUAAUGUAGUGAUGUAAAAUAUAUUCUGUACGCUUUCCUCGUGACAGUGUUCAUUAGGUGCACAUGAAUGAUAUGAAUGUUUACCAUAUGCAGCCUUAAUUCUCAAAGUGUAGUUCAAUAUAACACACAUUCAGUUGUGUCUUCAAAAAUAAGACACAUUCAGACACAUUCAGUUGGAUCAUUUCAAUAAUGUCAUGCCAAUUUUCAUAUCCAAUUCUUGUAUUAACUCUUUCCCUGCCAUUGACAAGUUAUCCCCUCAAUUAAGAGAAAACGCUUCCCUGCUAAUGACGAGUUUUUACUGCAAUCAAUAUUUGCGCUAUUAUCCACUAGUUGGCGCUCUUACCCGACUUAUAAAACACUAAAGCAUCCACUGAUCUAAAACCAAUAAAAACUCUCUGUAUGUUUUGAUCAUCAUUCUGAAUCUGAUCUUUAACAAAAGUCCUUUACAAAAAUAGAAUUAUCUUAGCUUUUUGGUAUUUUUGAAAAAACCUACCCAUAUUUGAGAGGUUAUGAAAAGAACAAAUGAAGAUAGGAUGAUUUUUUCAUUUAGUUGUUUGAAAGCAGAGGGUCUGUUCUUUUUAUUUUAUAUGUUGUAUGCUUACAUAUUUAAAGAAGAACAUUUAACCUUUAAAAAUUUAAAGAAGGCAUUCAACUUAAAAAAUAAAUGCUGGCAGGGAAAGAGUUAAACAACACAACAAAACAUUGUUUUUAAAGUGAUAAUCACAUUCACAAUUGGUUGGGGCAAAAUGAAUAGUAAAAGGGUGUGGUUAUGCCACUAUCAUCUCUAGAAAAAGUUUUUAUCUCAUGUUUUUUUUUUUUGCUUUUUCUUAAAAAAUGUUGAGCAAUAACAAAAAAUUAUUUGUGGUUUGCUAAGGCAGGUGUUACUAUAACUAUUGUUGAACAAAACCCCAACCUAUAGGUUUUAAAUAGUGAUAGACCGAUAUAUUGCAGUGGUUGAUAUUUGGAUUUUUUUUAUCUGCUUCUGCAAAUUUUUGUGUUACUUAAAUUUGUUGUUUGUAAUGAAAAGACACUCAGAUGUUAA
Paramisgurnus dabryanus is the source of this 7444-nucleotide messenger RNA. RefSeq names its product family with sequence similarity 135 member B (gene fam135b). Lineage: Eukaryota; Metazoa; Chordata; Actinopteri; Cypriniformes; Cobitidae. Gene Ontology annotation, biological process: lipid metabolic process. The record is from RefSeq and is a predicted model, not a curated record.